AUUUACAGAGGCCACUGUCUUCUCAAUUUUCCUGCUCAUAUUUUCUUACUGAGUACUUCCAUCUCACUCUAAAAUUCACCGCUAAACGAUUCGGACGCGUUUUCCAGCGUGGGUGAUUUUCGGUCGGCGUUUUCGGCGGCUUCUAAUCGACAAACAAUAAAUAAGUUUUUGCAGUGCUGAAUUAAAGGCGAUUGUUAAAUUAAAAAAAAAUAAUUAAAAUCGGCGACGCCGCCGAACUUCGGCGCAAAGUAAAAGCAAAAUCAAAAAAUCUCAUAUUUGUUGUUUUUAUUUGGCCCGCAGACCGUGAAUUAAAAACAACACCAACUUUAACUACAGUGGCAGGCGUAACUGUGAAUUCCACUUUUGAUAGCAUAUAAAAAGAAGUUUUGAUUUAUUCUAAUUAAAAAAGGUUGCGAUAACCAACUUUGACCGAAUCAAAGGUGACUGACGACCGACGGCCAGCAAUGUGCAGACGGUCGCUGGCUGAAAUUGCUGGCAGGACACAGACGCAGACCGCAAGGAUCAACCAACAAGUAGCAAUCAAGGAGCAGCAGUUGCAACUGUGAAUGCAACUGGCAACCAGCAACAUUGGACACUUUUUAUAUACCACAAAACGAAAUGCGUUUUUGCAGCUCGGCCAAGAAGAACACACAGUUAGCAGUAGCAGUUGAUAGAUGAACUAAAGCAAAUGCCCUCCACUUGCAGCUUUUGAUGCAAACUUAAAGGCAGGGGCCCAAACGAAAAACAAAAAAAAAACAUAAACCAACUUGACUGAUAGUUUAAACUACUUACUAUAAAGUAAAUCGAACAACAAACAAACACGGCUGCAACAAAUUUAUAAAUAUUCUUAUUAAGAACAACUCGUUAAUUGCCAAAAUAUGUGUUGCCCCAACUGAAGCUGAACAAAAUAUAUAGGAACAUAAUUUAUAGAAAUAAUAAUAAAAAAAAUAAUAGAUAAACUUUAAAGGAUAAAAGCCAGGAAAAGCUCAAGAUCAGGAGUUUGCGCCAGGAGAUAUUUGACUAAGCCAUGGGCAACCAAUGCUGCAGCAAGCGACAGGAUCAGGAAUUGGCACUGGCCUAUCCCACUGGGGGCUACAAGAAAUCCGACUAUACCUUUGGCCAGACGCACAUCAACAGCAGCGGCGGCGGCAACAUGGGCGGCGUUCUCGGCCAAAAGCACAAUAACGGGGGUUCGCUGGAUUCGCGCUAUACCCCCGAUCCCAAUCAUCGAGGUCCGUUGAAAAUCGGCGGAAAGGGUGGCGUUGAUAUCAUCAGGCCCCGCACCACACCAACCGGCGUUCCUGGUGUCGUGCUCAAGCGCGUAGUCGUGGCCCUAUACGACUAUAAAUCCCGCGAUGAAUCCGAUCUGAGCUUCAUGAAGGGCGACCGCAUGGAGGUCAUCGACGACACCGAGUCCGAUUGGUGGCGCGUUGUGAAUCUGACAACCCGGCAGGAGGGCCUCAUACCGCUCAACUUUGUGGCCGAGGAGCGCAGCGUGAACAGCGAAGACUGGUUCUUUGAGAACGUGCUACGAAAGGAGGCAGACAAGUUGCUGUUGGCCGAGGAAAAUCCGCGUGGCACUUUCCUUGUGCGACCUUCAGAGCACAAUCCCAAUGGCUAUUCGCUGUCGGUGAAGGAUUGGGAGGAUGGACGUGGUUACCAUGUCAAGCACUACCGCAUCAAGCCGCUGGAUAAUGGUGGCUACUACAUAGCCACCAAUCAGACUUUCCCCUCGCUUCAGGCUUUGGUCAUGGCAUAUAGCAAAGAAAACGCUCUUGGCCUUUGUCACAUAUUGUCGCGUCCCUGCCCCAAACCGCAGCCCCAGAUGUGGGACCUGGGACCGGAGUUGCGUGAUAAGUAUGAGAUUCCACGCUCUGAGAUUCAGCUGCUGCGUAAAUUGGGACGCGGCAACUUCGGUGAGGUCUUCUACGGCAAGUGGCGCAACAGCAUCGAUGUGGCGGUCAAGACUCUUCGUGAGGGAACCAUGUCCACGGCUGCUUUCCUUCAGGAGGCUGCAAUUAUGAAGAAGUUCCGCCACAACCGCCUGGUGGCCCUCUAUGCUGUUUGCUCACAGGAGGAGCCCAUCUACAUCGUGCAGGAGUACAUGUCCAAGGGCAGUCUUCUAGACUUUUUGCGCGAAGGCGAUGGCCGCUACUUGCACUUUGAGGAUCUCAUCUAUAUAGCCACCCAGGUGGCCAGCGGCAUGGAGUAUCUGGAGUCCAAGCAGCUUAUCCAUCGCGAUUUGGCUGCCCGUAAUGUGCUGAUUGGAGAGAAUAAUGUGGCGAAGAUUUGUGAUUUUGGAUUGGCGCGUGUUAUCGCCGAUGAUGAGUACUGCCCCAAGCAGGGAUCACGGUUUCCGGUCAAGUGGACGGCGCCCGAGGCAAUCAUCUAUGGCAAGUUCUCGAUCAAGUCGGACGUGUGGUCUUAUGGCAUUCUGCUGAUGGAGUUGUUUACUUAUGGACAAGUGCCCUAUCCGGGAAUGCAUAGUCGCGAGGUGAUUGAGAACAUCGAGCGCGGUUUCCGUAUGCCGAAGCCAACGAAUCACUAUUUCCCGGACAACAUUUAUCAGCUGCUGCUUCAGUGCUGGGAUGCUGUGCCCGAGAAGCGGCCGACAUUCGAGUUUUUGAACCAUUACUUCGAGUCCUUCUCGGUCACGUCGGAGGUGCCGUAUCGAGAGGUGCAAGACUAAACAGAGUCCAGCCUAAUCACUCACAUCACCCACACUCUCUCACACGCAUACACACACGUACGAUAUAUAAAUAUAUAUAUAUAGUAUAUAAAGUUAUACAUAUAUUAUACAUUUAUAUGCAUAUUUACUAUAAUUCUUAAGACUUUUUAAUGGCAUAGUUGCAUACCAACCAACCAACCAACCAACACACAUGAACUCUAUAUGUAUGGUAUAUGUAUGUGUUUAAGCGUAUCUAAACAAUUCAGAAACCAACUAAAAAAAAAAAAAAAUCAACAAAACGAAAAAAAAAACGAAAUCGGAAAAACAAAAUUUUAUAUUUUACACGCAAAACUAUUUUAUAAUUUAUAUACCUAACUGUAUGUACUAUGGAAAUAGAAAGUAUUUAACUAGUUUUUUAAGCUUAAACCAGAAACUAAAACGGGCCGAAAAAUGAUACCAAGAAAUCAAGAACAGUAAUCGGUGGCAACUCUAUUGAAUUUCAAAUCGAAUACAGCUACAAUUUAACGCUACUUUAAUCGGUGCUUAGGUUUUAUAUAUAAACAACAAUCCAAUCCAAUCCAA
Molecule: messenger RNA, 3250 nt
Organism: Drosophila eugracilis
Lineage: Eukaryota; Metazoa; Arthropoda; Insecta; Diptera; Drosophilidae
Gene: Src64B
Product: tyrosine-protein kinase Src64B
Exons: 8
Coding region: 1028-2689 (553 amino acids)
Biological process (GO): cell surface receptor protein tyrosine kinase signaling pathway; protein phosphorylation; cell differentiation
Cellular component (GO): extrinsic component of cytoplasmic side of plasma membrane
Molecular function (GO): signaling receptor binding; non-membrane spanning protein tyrosine kinase activity; ATP binding
Source: RefSeq, a predicted model, not a curated record